GGGCCCGAAAAUUAGUGAGACCGAGACCGAACCCGAAACUGUCGGUUCGGGCCGGUUCGGUCUUUUUGUAAACUGAAAACCGACAGAAACCGAACCCAUUCGGGCCGGUUCGGUUUUCGGGCUUUUUCGGCUGCAGAUCAAAUCUACAUUAAAAACAAUCUCUCCUUUCUCUGCGGAUCAAUUCUUUCACACCCAGCAGGGGAACAAGAAUUUCAUUCAAUUUCUCCCACCACCAAUCCUUUAUGAUUCUUCCUUUUCAUAAAAACAACCACAACCCAAUCAGAAUUUUGAUUCCCACCCAAGAUUGGCCUUCACUUUUCACCCACAGGGCAUCUUUGUUUUUUCUCCUAUUAAUCUUGGCUCUCUCCUCCUCCUUCCCCAUUGAAGCCAUGAAGGUCCAUCCAAUCCCCAAGAGGCGCAACAUCUCCAUCCAGUACCAUUCAAGAAGCCCACUCUCUGAAGCCCAGGCCCUCCUCGGUCUCACCCACAAGAAGCUCCACCGCCUCCCCCAUGUCUUCAGCCGCGUCCUCGAGCUCCCUUUCCGCUCCGACGCCGACGUCCUCAUCGAGGAGAACCCCGACUGCUUCCACUUCGUCGUCGAAACCGAGAGCUUCGGCCACGACGUCAGGACCCACACCGUCAAAAUCCACCCCGGGGUGACCAAGAUUGUCGUCAGGGAAAGAGGGUCCGCGGCGGAGCUGACGUUGGACGAGCUGGAGCUGGACAUGUGGAGGUUCCUCCUGCCGGAGUCGACCCGGACGGAGCUGGCCAGGGCGGUUUUUGUCGACGGGGAGCUCAUUGUGACGGUGCAGAAGAUGGAGGGGAUGGAGAAUUCGGAGGGCGGAGAUGGUGGGGAGGUUUGGGGCGGUGGUGGUGGGAAUGGGAAUGGGGGUUCAGAGGAGGUAUAG
Rosa rugosa (rugosa rose) is the source of this 908-nucleotide messenger RNA. RefSeq lists its product as uncharacterized. The coding region runs from base 243 to 908 and encodes 221 amino acids. The record is from RefSeq and is a predicted model, not a curated record. The transcript has a single exon. NCBI's taxonomy places the organism in Eukaryota, Viridiplantae, Streptophyta, Magnoliopsida, Rosales, Rosaceae.